This is a messenger RNA of Dendronephthya gigantea, 966 nucleotides long. RefSeq lists its product as uncharacterized. Lineage: Eukaryota; Metazoa; Cnidaria; Anthozoa; Malacalcyonacea; Nephtheidae. The transcript has a single exon. Gene Ontology annotation, molecular function: nucleic acid binding. Gene Ontology annotation, biological process: DNA integration. The record is from RefSeq and is a predicted model, not a curated record. Bases 1 to 966 code for a protein of 321 amino acids.
AUGCCAACACACCCAUGGACAACCUUACAUGUUGACUUCUAUGGACCUUUGCCUACGACAGAAUAUCUACUCGUAGUCAUUGAUCGAUACUCUCGAUUUCCCGAAGUAGAAGUGGUACACUCCACGAGAGCAUCAGCAGUGAUACCAAAACUGGAUAAAAUCUUUGCGACCCACGGUAUUCCAGACGAAAUCAUCUCAGAUAAUGGACCACCAUUCAACGGUUCUGACUACAAACGAUACUUAGACACCUUAGGAAUAACACCCAAGUUCUCCACCCCGUUAUGGCCCCAAGGUAAUGCACAAGCAGAACGCUUCAUGCAAUGUCUCAGAAAGGUAUUGCAAACAGCAAAACUUCAAAGUCGACCGUGGAGACAAGAAUUGAGUCGGUUUUUAUUACAAUAUCGUACAACACCUCACAGUUCGACUGGUGUUCCACCUUCCGAGUUAUUGUUCAACCGAAAAGUUCGAGGAACAUUACCCGUACUGUACAAGAAAAUUGUUGUGAACAGACACAACGAAGCGCGUGAAAGAGAAAGAAAACGCCAAGAAUAUAAUGAAGCGUACAUAAACAACCGACGAAACACCAAGAAAAGCAACAUCACCGUUGGAGAUCAUGUAUUGGUUAAACAGCCAAAACAAAACAAGUUAACAUCCCAGUUUAAUACAACACCAUAUCAGGUUGUAUACAGAAAGAAGACUGUGAUAAAAGCACGGAGUAAAGAUGGUCAUGUAAUAGAACGGAACAUUUCCCAUUUCAAGAAAAUUCCGAAACGUAAUGGAAGUGAAUCGGACAGUGAUGAUACGAGCGAGAACAACGAUGCCGACAAUGAAGAGAACGUGAGAGAUACACACUACAAUGAAGAAAGAAGAGAGGGUACAGUCAGAAGAUCUACCAGAGCGAGGAGAAUACCAGAAAGAUAUGGACAAACAUUACCAUCAGACAUUAUUAAUAGAGUGGAUAAUUAA